AUGCGGCAGGAGUUCAGUUACAACAGAAGUGGCCCUAUAUGCCAGGCGACUAGAAGCCUAUGGAAGCUUAUAUCUUUCCACCCCUUCAUUGGGCUCUUUCUCUGGGCUACUACUAAAUGGCGGCUUUCGCCUCGGACCCCACUGUGGAACAAGAUAUUGGGAUUGUGGCGAGCGCAGAUACGACCAGCAUACACUUCCCAAUCAAGGCCCUUGGUUGACAUUGACUGCAUACUCUGA
Penicillium roqueforti is the source of this 237-nucleotide messenger RNA. RefSeq lists its product as uncharacterized. Bases 1 to 237 code for a protein of 78 amino acids. The transcript has 3 exons. Lineage: Eukaryota; Fungi; Ascomycota; Eurotiomycetes; Eurotiales; Aspergillaceae. The record is from RefSeq and is a predicted model, not a curated record.